This is a messenger RNA of Centropristis striata (black sea bass), 2257 nucleotides long. Its product is annotated as E3 ubiquitin-protein ligase TRIM62. The record is from RefSeq and is a predicted model, not a curated record. Bases 806 to 2257 code for a protein of 483 amino acids. The transcript is spliced from 6 exons. Lineage: Eukaryota; Metazoa; Chordata; Actinopteri; Perciformes; Serranidae. Gene Ontology annotation, molecular function: protein binding.
UUGGUAGGAGCCACUUCAUCAAGAUUCCGGAACGGAUAUGGCACCCAUAUAAAGUCUAUGAGAACCAGUAUAUCUUCCAAGCCACUUAAAAGGUCAAUCUUGGUGUCAAAAAAUACAUUUUCUGGGUCAAGGAAUCAUUUAAAGCUCUUGAGAAUAUCCCUAGAUGAUUAUUUGAUCAAAUAGAUAUGUUCGUUUUGGCCAUGUAUUUAUGUAAAAGCAAAUACCGUAUUUUCCGGACUAUAAGUCGCAGUUUUUUUCAUAGUUUGGCCGGGGGUGCGACUUAUACUCUGGAGCGACUUAUGUGUGAAAUUAUUAACACAUUAUUACCGGUAUAUCACUUCACAUGUUAUUUUCACACUAAACCGCAAGAGGGCGCUCUAGGCCGAGUAUGAGGAUGAGUCUGACGUAAGCGACGUAGAAGAAGAAGCGCCGCAUCUUCUACCUCCGGAGUUAGCGGAGUUGUUUAAAAGUGACACCGAGGAUGAAGAUUUCAUUGGAUUUUAGUUAUUUGGAGUGACACGGAUGGUUUGGUAAACUUCUUAGCAUGUUAUUCAUGCUAUAGUUAUCUGAAUAACUCUUUAAUAUGUUAUGUUAACAUACCAGGCACGUUCUCAGUUAUGUCAUGUAACGUAAGCAUACCGUACAAUUAUUCAGCCUGUUGUUGCCUCUAUUCUAUUUUUAUUUUAAAUUGCCUUUCAAGAUGACAUGUCUGUUCUUGGUGUUGGAUUUUAUCAAAUAAAUUUCCCCCAAAAAUGCGACUUAUACUCCAGUGCGACUUAUAUUAUAUGUUUUUUCCUUCUUUAUUAUGCAUUUUAUGGCUGGUGCGACUUGUACUCCGGAGCGACUUAUAGUCCGGAAAAUACGGUAUGUAGAAAAUGCUUUGGACAGUGCAAAAGGAGAAGAUCUGCCAGCUAGAGGUUUUAUAUGUGUGAGUUAUUUUGUUCAGUCCUCAGAUAUGGCAGAAAAAGAAGCACCAUCUGUUGGUAAUGGACAAUCACCAGGGACUCCGUCGGCACAGAGUGGUCUAGCACCGUCCUCUGCAGGCUCCCAUGGUGUACUGCAGGACGGCCUGAGCUUCACUCCACUGGACUCAAACAGUGACAAUGUCGUCCAGCCUUUCCCACGUUCGCCAAAACUACAGAGGAAGAUAGCCGAAGCUGGACGGCCGUCUCAGGAGCAGCUAUCCAGACGUAUGGAGGAGCUGCAGGCAGAGAGGUCCAAGACUGAGGCUCACAUCCAGUCUCUGAAGAAACGCAAGGCAGAUCUCUCAAGGAGUACAGAAGCGAUGAAGCAGCAGGUUCGAGAGCGUUUCGAGAACAUGCGGCGUGUCCUGAAGCAGGACGAGCAGGCCAUCCAAGACUCUCUGGAGCUGGACCUGAGACAGACCAGGACCAGACUGGACCAGGUUCUGAAGAACUGGAAACACCACCAGGACCAGGUCACUAAGAACAUCUGCAGCAUCCAGGCAGCACUGAGCAAAAGCCCCAAAGCAGAGGAGGACGAGAAGGGUCAGUCUGAGAAUUUGAGUCCUAAGAAGCCAGAUGCCUCUGAGAACCAAAUUCGACUAAAUGAAGAGAGAUUUGAAACGCUCCUAAAAACAUUAUCCUCCAUCUCCAAACAGCUGAAAGUUCAGCUGCAGAGGAAGACACUACUUCUAGAUUCUUCCCCCAUGGUGAUUGACAGGCAGACUUGCCAUAGCCAGAUGACAGUGAGCUCAGAUGGACGGGGCGUGUCCUUCUCAGGCUCCGCCCACCCAGCUCCGGAGCAUCCCCUCCAGUUCGAUAAAGUGUGCUGUGCGCUGGGCACGUCUCCCGUCGUAGCCGGUCAGAGUUACUGGGAGGUGGAUGUCCGCUGCUGCUCCGCCUGGGCUGUGGGCGUUGCCUACGGCAACGUGGAGAGGAAGGGCCGUGACAAGGGCUCCAAACUGGGCAGAAACAGGAACUCCUGGUGCGUGGAGCUUCGCAACGGCCAUCUUUCCGCUUGGCACAAUGACCGCCAUGUGACGUGUCAGGGUGUCGGCCAAACGGCCCUUGGAAAGGUCGGGGUGUGGCUGAAUUAUGACAAGGGCCAGCUGGUGUUUUAUAAUGCAGACACCAUGGUUGUGGUGCAGAAGUUCUCAGCCGCCGUGACGCCGGUGUUCGACAGAGCUCAUCACCAGUUCACAGAGCCCCUGUUCCCUGCCGUACGCUUCCUGAGACCAGCAGACAACCAGAUUUGGCCAAACCACCUGGAACUCUGUCACCUCAACACUCCAUGA